UUUCUUUUCUUGUGGAAUGCCUGACACUUGUUUGUUUUGCUGUUGUUGCGAGCAAAUUGCAGCAGAGAGCCGAGGACGAAAUACAGCGAUCAGCAGAUCCUUACAAAAGCAAUCGCCUGCCAGUGAUCACAGAUUGAACGCACCAAAAUGGCUGCAUGGAGAACUGCCGGACUAAACUACAUCAACUACUCAAACAUCGCUGCACGUUUGCUGCGAAAGGCACUGAAGCCGGAUCUGAGAGUGCAGGCCGCCCGACGGGAUGAUUCGCACAUCAAAUUCACCAAAUGGCAGGGUGGCAAACCGGAAAAUGAAAAAUAAGUUAUCUACCCAGUGGUAGUAUUGUUUAUAUGUCAGGUUAUCACUGAGUGAACCGGAAGAAAAGCCAUUAAUAAUGCACCCUGAAAGGAAAUCCCUAAAAUUGGUAGUGUGAAUAAUAAAUUAUGUCAAUAU
Molecule: messenger RNA, 450 nt
Organism: Anopheles moucheti
Lineage: Eukaryota; Metazoa; Arthropoda; Insecta; Diptera; Culicidae
Product: protein stunted-like
Exons: 5
Coding region: 148-318 (56 amino acids)
Biological process (GO): proton motive force-driven mitochondrial ATP synthesis
Cellular component (GO): mitochondrial inner membrane
Molecular function (GO): proton-transporting ATP synthase activity, rotational mechanism
Source: RefSeq, a predicted model, not a curated record